Molecule: messenger RNA, 957 nt
Organism: Dendrobium catenatum
Lineage: Eukaryota; Viridiplantae; Streptophyta; Magnoliopsida; Asparagales; Orchidaceae
Exons: 1
Coding region: 1-957 (318 amino acids)
Molecular function (GO): catalytic activity
Source: RefSeq, a predicted model, not a curated record
AUGUUUAACACCAUCUGUUGGAACUGUCAAGGUGCUCGUAAGAAGGAGGUGGGCAAUUACUUACGACACCUUAUUGGGGCCCACGAUGUUAGUGUUGUCGGUCUGAUUGAGACCAAGAUGGAAGUUUUUUCCAGAACGGAUGUUGAUAGGAUUGUUGGGAGGGAUUGGGAUUUUUGUUACCAACCUUCUGUAGGUAAGGCGGGCGGUAUUCUAGUGUUAUGGAAGUGCUCGGUGGGGUCAUUCCAGGUCCUCUUCAAAUCAAAACAGUGCAUUAUGGGUAGAUUUAGAAGCUUAUCUUCUUUUGACUGGGAGGUGGCCGUGGUUUACGCGGAUAAAGAUACUCAUAUCCGGGCGAUGGCCUUCAAUGAAAUUUCUCAGCACCAUGUCCCCGACUCGCCUUUGAUUGUUGGAGGAGAUUUUAAUUGUAUCCUUGCUCAGGCGGACAAGAAGGGUGGGCGACCCUUCUCAUUCACGGCCGCUGCUAAGGGCAUGAGUGAUUUCAUGGCUGCCAAUGAACUGAUUGAUCUGGGAUUCUCCGGUCCAUCCUUCACGUGGAUUAACAACAAAGAUGCUGGCAGUCGCAUUUCCUCCCGUUUGGAUAUGUUUUUGAUUAGUUCCUCUAUUUUGGACGCUUUUCAGGAGCUGAGGGUGAGCCACCUUACGAGGAUCGCCUCUGAUCACUGUCCUAUCCUUUGCACUGUUAGCCUGGGGCGACAUCGGGCUCGUUCAUACUGGAUUAAAUUUGAGGACAUUUGGGCGAGCUUCCCCAGAGCGUGGCAGUUGGUAUCCGAGAAAUGGCGUGUGCCGGACACAGGCUCUGAAGCCUCCAAGUUAAAUAAAAAAUGCCAACGAACUCUGAAGGCUCUGUUCUUCUGGAGCAAAAACAAGUUCAAGAUGUUAAACAAGCUACGGGAUGAGCUGGAUAGGGAGAUUUGUAUGUUACAGGGCAUCGAGUGA